AGGCCUGUCUCCCCGCCUGUGUGUGUCGGGCAGGCGAGCGGCCAGUUUCGGGCUGUCUGCCUCUGUCUCCCCCCCCGUCCGCCUGUCCCCUUCUCUUCCCCUCUACCUCCGGACGCCUAUUCAUGUUGGGGGUUUUCCCUGCUUCUUUUUCUUCUCCUCCUCCUCCUCUCCCUUCCGUAGUCUUCUCAUGCGUCUCAUGUUUUCGCUCCCGUCAGUAAUAUAAUUUCACACCCUAGCUCCUCGGACGGUUCCCCAGCCGCCUCCAACCGAUCAUGUUUUCAACAGCGGAGCCCGAUCCAUCGUCCCCAACACCACCAGUGCAGACACUCUCAACUUUCAAACCUCCUAUUAGACCCGAUUUUGGCACAAUGGGUCGACCAAUCAAGCUUCAGGCCAAUUUCUUUGAAGUGGACAUUCCAAAAAUUGAAAUCUAUCAUUAUGAUAUUGAUAUAAAGCCGGACAAAUGCCCAAGAAGAGUAAACAGAGAAAUUGUUGAACACAUGGUUCAACAUUUUAAAAAUCAGAUAUUUGGCGACAGAAAACCAGUGUUUGAUGGAAGAAAGAACCUCUACACUGCUAUGCCUCUUCCUAUAGGGCGAGACAGGGUGGAGCUUGAGGUGACUUUACCAGGCGAAGGAAAGGAUAGAAUUUUUAAGGUGGUGAUAAAAUGGGUGGCAUGUGUCAGCCUCCAAGCCUUGCAUGAUGCACUUUCAGGUCGACUCCCAUCAAUUCCUUUUGAAUCUAUUCAAGCACUGGAUGUUGUGAUGAGACAUCUACCAUCCAUGAGGUACACUCCAGUAGGCCGUUCAUUCUUCACACCUUCAGAGGGAUGUUCCAACCCAUUGGGAGGGGGCAGGGAAGUCUGGUUUGGAUUUCAUCAGUCAGUCAGACCUUCAUUAUGGAAAAUGAUGCUUAAUAUUGAUGUAUCUGCUACAGCAUUUUACAAGGCUCAGCCGGUGAUUGAAUUCAUGUGUGAAGUUUUGGAUUUUAAAAAUAUUGAAGAACAGCAGAAGCCAUUAACUGACUCUCAGAGAGUAAAAUUCACAAAGGAGAUAAAAGGACUUAAGGUGGAGAUAACUCAUUGUGGACAAAUGAAGAGAAAAUACAGAGUAUGCAAUGUUACUAGAAGACCAGCAAGCCAUCAAACAUUCCCACUUCAGCAAGAGAAUGGGCAGACUGUUGAAUGCACAGUAGCACAAUAUUUCAAGGAUAAGCACAAACUAAAUCUUCGCUAUCCUCAUUUACCAUGUCUACAAGUCGGACAGGAGCAAAAGCACACCUAUCUUCCUCUUGAGGUGUGUAAUAUUGUAGCUGGACAGAGAUGUAUAAAGAAGCUGACAGACAAUCAAACCUCAACUAUGAUUAGAGCCACUGCCAGAUCUGCACCAGACAGACAGGAUGAGAUCAGCAAACUGAUGAAAAGUGCUAGUUUUAAUGCUGACCCCUAUGUUCGGGAAUUUGGAAUAGGUGUGAGAGAUGACAUGACAGAUGUUCCAGGUCGAGUUCUUCAGGCACCUUCCUUGCUGUAUGGUGGUCGGAACAAGACAAUUGCUACUCCCAUUCAAGGUGUAUGGGAUAUGCGAGGUAAACAGUUUCAUACAGGCAUUGAAGUCAAAGUGUGGGCCAUUGCCUGUUUCGCUCCACAGAGGCAGUGCAGAGAAGAUACACUCAAAGCAUUCACAGAUCAAUUAAGAAAGAUAUCCAGGGACGCUGGCAUGCCAAUACAAGGUCAACCUUGUUUCUGUAAAUAUGCACAAGGGGCUGAUAGUGUCGAGCCAAUGUUCAGGCAUCUGAAGAACACCUAUGCAGGGCUUCAACUGGUGGUGGUGGUGCUUCCCGGGAAAACUCCAGUUUAUGCGGAGGUUAAACGUGUGGGGGAUACGUUACUCGGCAUGGCAACUCAGUGUGUGCAGGUGAAAAAUGUGCUGAAAACCUCCCCACAAACACUUUCCAACCUUUGCCUGAAGAUCAACGUAAAGUUGGGAGGUGUCAAUAACAUAUUGGUGCCACAAGGAAGGCCGGCUGUGUUUCAGCAACCAGUAAUAUUUUUGGGUGCCGAUGUAACGCAUCCACCAGCUGGUGAUGGGAAGAAGCCCUCUAUUGCUGCGGUGGUGGGGAGCAUGGAUGCUCAUCCAAGUCGCUAUUGUGCCACAGUACGGGUUCAGCAACAUAGACAGGAGAUUAUCCAGGACCUUGCUAUCAUGGUCAGAGAACUACUCAUUCAGUUUUACAAAUCUACCCGUUUCAAGCCCACACGUAUUAUAUUUUAUCGUGAUGGUGUUUCAGAAGGACAAUUUCAACAGGUGUUGCAUCAUGAGUUGCUGGCCAUUCGUGAGGCAUGUAUAAAGCUGGAAAAGGACUACCAGCCUGGCAUUACCUUCAUUGUGGUUCAGAAACGGCAUCACACCAGACUGUUUUGUACUGACAAGAAUGAAAGGGUCGGUAAAAGUGGCAAUAUCCCAGCAGGCACAACAGUGGACACAAAAAUAACACAUCCUUCAGAAUUUGACUUUUACUUGUGCAGCCAUGCUGGUAUUCAGGGAACAAGCCGACCAUCUCACUACCAUGUACUAUGGGAUGAUAAUCGUUUCAAUGCAGAUGAACUUCAAAUUCUCACAUAUCAACUUUGCCAUACGUAUGUUCGAUGUACGCGGUCAGUUUCCAUCCCAGCGCCAGCCUAUUACGCUCAUUUGGUGGCUUUCCGUGCCAGAUAUCAUUUGGUGGACAAGGAACAUGACAGUGCUGAAGGAAGUCACACAUCAGGCCAGAGCAAUGGCAGAGAUCAGCUGGCUCUAGCGAAAGCUGUACAGGUUCACCAGGACACACUACGCACUAUGUAUUUUGCUUGACAAGUGUAUUCGGUUGGUGUUUCUGAACAGAGCUGGGCUAAGACAAGACCGGCUGUAUUUUACCAGGCAAUGUAGUGAAGAAUGAGUUGCUAGUUGUAUUGCUGUGUACACUGCCGUACCUUGCAAGUCUCCCUCAAUUAUGGGGUUCAGUGUUACACAGUAAUGUUUUAAUCAAGCCAAAUGUAAUGUUUUCCUUGAAAAGCAAAAGCAUUAAUAUUUGGAGGUCUGUGGUAGUUGUAUCAGUACAUAUCUCCACCACUGCAAGUUGAAUAAAUGCAGCCUAAUUCUGCAUUAGAUUUAAACUUGGUAGAAAGCUUUUCAAAGAAGAGAUAUGUGGAUGCAUUAAAGUAUGCAUUAGCAACUGCAUAUUUGAUUAAGGUUUGUUUAGGAUGGCAAAGUAAUGUAAGAAUUUAGAGGAUGGUGUGACUCUAAAGACAAAGUAUCCCAUUUGUUGGCUUCAAAUGGCAGAAUUUUGAGUUUCAAAAUUGAACAUUAAUGGCAUUCCUUUUAUUAGAUCUGGAGUUUUAUCCAGUCAAUUCAAUUAAGACUACUGUAAUACAGUACUGUGAAAUAUGGCAAUCUUAAGUCAGAAUGGGGGCAAAGGUCUUUUAACAUAAAAUAAAUUUAUGAACAGCAA
This is a messenger RNA of Amblyraja radiata (thorny skate), 3486 nucleotides long. RefSeq names its product protein argonaute-2. Lineage: Eukaryota; Metazoa; Chordata; Chondrichthyes; Rajiformes; Rajidae. Gene Ontology annotation, biological process: regulation of DNA-templated transcription; regulatory ncRNA-mediated gene silencing. The record is from RefSeq and is a predicted model, not a curated record. Gene Ontology annotation, cellular component: RISC complex. Gene Ontology annotation, molecular function: RNA binding; protein binding; endoribonuclease activity, cleaving siRNA-paired mRNA. Bases 273 to 2849 code for a protein of 858 amino acids. The transcript has 19 exons.